AUGUCGUCCGAAUCCACCGCUGCACAGGAACCUGCAGCGGAGAACGCCGUCUCGCCAACGGCCGCUUCACCCACGUCCACGGUCCAAGCCCUCCCGUCCAGCUCACCGGCCGAGAGCUCUUAUGUGCAGAUCACGAAAGAUUUCGGGUUUCUGCCCAUCCCCCGCCACUUGCGCCACGAUCCCGAGCACCCUGCCCAUUUCGGGCUCCUCUUGAACGCGACCUUUGGCCUCGCGAGCACCUUCCUCGUUGCGAACAUCUGGUGGUGCCAGCCCAUCCUCAUCCAGCUCUCGCACUCGUUCAAUGUCACCUACGACGAGGUCUCGCAAAUCCCGACUCUGAUCCAAGCAGGCUACGCCGUCUCCAUGCUCACCAUCUCCAUCCUCGGCGACAUCGUGCGGCGGCGCCCGAUGCUGCUGCUGCUCAUCUUCAUCAGCGGCUCCCUCACGAUCGGGCUCGCGGUCACCAACAGCCUCGUCGCGUUCGAGGUGCUCAGCUUCUUCGUCGGCAUGGCGAGCGUCGCCCCGCAGGUCCUGAUGCCGCUCGCGGCCGACCUCGCCCCGCCCGCGCGGCGCGCGUCCGCGCUCUCGAUCGUGCUCGCCGGCCUGCUCUUCGGCGUGCUCCUCGCGCGCGUCCUCGCGGGCAUCAUCGGCCAGUACGCCCCCUGGCGCGUCGUGUACUACCUCGCCAUCGCCGUGCAGUUCGCCGUGCUCCUCCUCCUCUACGGCGUCCUCCCGGACUACCCCGCGCGCAACAAGGGCGCGACCUACCUCGGGAUCCUCGCCAGCCUGCUCAGGUUCCUCGCCACCGAGCCGCUGCUCGUGCAGGCCACGCUCUGCAACUUCCUCGCGAGCGCGUGCUUCAGCAAUUUCUGGGUCACGCUGACAUUCCUGCUCGGCGGGCCCCCCUACCACUACUCCACGCUCGUGAUCGGGCUCUUCGGGCUGGUGGGCAUGUUCGGCGUAGCGAUGGCGCCCGUGAUCGGGCGGCUCAUCGACGGGCUCAUCCCGUGGUUCGCCGCCUUCGUCGCGGUGCUCGCUUUGCUCGUCUUCCAGGCGCUCGCCGUCGGCGCGGACGGCGUGCACAUCGCCGCGGUCGUCCUCGUCUGCUUCGGGAUCGACGUCUUCCGCCAGAUGAACCAGGUCGCGCUCACGAGCGCCGUGUUCGGGCUCGACCCCAACGCGCGCUCGCGGCUCAACGCCGUCCUCAUCAUCGCCUUUUUUCUGGGGAUGGUGAUGGGCACGUCGGUCGGCACGCGCGUGUUCAACGAGUAUGGAUGGCGCCCCGCCGCCGCGCUCUCGCUCGGCUGGACGGGCCUCAUGCUCGUCGUGAUGCUCCUCCGGGGCCCGCACGUCCCGCGGCACACGUGGUUCGGGUACGCGGGCGGCUUCGAGGUGCGCAAGCGCAUGCUCGCGCGCCGCGCGGAGGAGGAGGAAGGGGCGGGUGCGGACGGGGAGGAGCGCGAGAAGGGGAGCCCCCGCGGGAGCGUCGAGGGGGUCCCGGAGGAGGUGGCGGACGACGGCGUCGAGGAGGUUGGGCGCGAGAAGGACCCCGCCGCGCGGAUGGUCUGA
Sparassis crispa is the source of this 1569-nucleotide messenger RNA. RefSeq lists its product with no specific name. The record is from RefSeq and is a predicted model, not a curated record. The coding region runs from base 1 to 1569 and encodes 522 amino acids. Gene Ontology annotation, biological process: transmembrane transport. NCBI's taxonomy places the organism in Eukaryota, Fungi, Basidiomycota, Agaricomycetes, Polyporales, Sparassidaceae. Gene Ontology annotation, molecular function: transmembrane transporter activity. The transcript is spliced from 7 exons.